This is a messenger RNA of Akanthomyces muscarius, 1347 nucleotides long. RefSeq lists its product as uncharacterized. The transcript has 3 exons. The record is from RefSeq and is a predicted model, not a curated record. Gene Ontology annotation, molecular function: aspartic-type endopeptidase activity. Gene Ontology annotation, biological process: proteolysis. The coding region runs from base 1 to 1347 and encodes 448 amino acids. NCBI's taxonomy places the organism in Eukaryota, Fungi, Ascomycota, Sordariomycetes, Hypocreales, Cordycipitaceae.
AUGGAAGCAUUUUUUCAGGCACAGGCCAAGUUUCAGGCCGCCCGCGGCCUCACCAAGGUCCGCGCCAAGCCCAACCAAAACUACAAGCGCCACGGCACCAAGUCGUACGUCUACCUGCUGAACCGCUUCGGCUUCGAGCCCACCAAGCCGGGUCCGUACCACCGCGUCAACACGCUGCAGCAGCGCGGCCUCGCGCAAUCCCACGUCGCUGUGGGCGGCCGCGCGCACAUCACCUCGCGCCUGGCCAAGAAGGUCGGUGACGAUGGCAAGCAGACGGGCGAGGUCACGGCCGAGGACCAGCAGAAUGACUCCGAGUACCUGUGCGAGGUGUCCAUCGGCACUCCCCCGCAAAAGGUGCUUCUCGACUUUGACACUGGUUCUUCCGAUCUCUGGAUCUUUUCCACCGAGCUGGACCAGGCUACCCAAAAGGGCCACACCGUCUUUGACCCGUCCAAGUCGUCCACCUUCAAGAAGCUGCCCGACCAGACAUGGCAGAUUUCCUACGGCGACGGCAGCUCCGCGUCGGGCGACUGCGGCAGCGACACCGUCGUUAUCGGCGGCCUGAGCAUCGAGAACCAGACCGUCGAGCUGGCGUCCAAGCUCGCCGACCAGUUCGCCCAGGGCACCGGCGAUGGUCUGCUGGGCCUGGCGUUCCCCGCCAUCAACACGGUCAAGAAGGGCGGCCAGUCGGCGCCCGCGCAGACGCCCGUCGCCAACAUGAUGACGCAGGGCGACAUCCCCAAGGAGUCGCAGCUUUUCACAUCUGCUUUCUACAGCGAGCGUGACUCAAACGGCCCCGAGUCAUUCUACACGUUCGGCUACGUUGACAAUGAUCUCGUCAAGGCGUCGGGCAAAGAUAUCGCCUGGACAAAAAUUGAUUCCUCCCAGGGCUUCUGGAUGUUUCCCUCGGCGAGCGCCUCCAUUGCCGGCAAGGCAAUGACGCUCAGCGGCAACAUGGCCAUUGCCGACACGGGCACCACGCUCGCGCUCGUGUCCGACGAGGUCUGCGACGCGCUGUACAAGGCCAUCCCCGGCGCCAAGUACGACUCGCAGCAGCAGGGCUACGUGUUCCCCCUGACUACCAAGCCCGAUGACCUGCCCGAGUUCAAGGUUGCGGUCGGCGACAACUUGUUUGUCAUCCAGCCCGAGGACCUGGCCUUUGCGCCGGCCGACGACAAGAACUGGUACGGCGGCGUGCAGUCGCGCGGCAAUAACCCAUUUGACAUUUUGGGUGAUGCGUUCCUCAAGUCUGUCUAUGCAAUCUGGGACCAGGGAAACCAGCGCUUCGGUGCCGUCCCCAAGAUUGAAAAGACGCAGAACUUGACUCCUCCCAAGGCCACCCAGUAG